CGUAUGCCACUGGUUUAGCGGUUAUUAGAAGUACCUCUUCAAAAAUGGGAAUUCUCAGUUCAAGUCUAUAAAUAUCAGUAGUGGAAGUGAAUAAUUUAGUUUUGUUUUUGUCGUUAUUCUUUGACCAAAUAAAAAAAUCUUGGUAUGAAAAUGAACGUGUGUAUUCUAAUGUUGGCUGUUGCUGUGGUGGGAGUUAGUUGUUUACCAUCAAGGCAGCGGCGUCAAUUCGAUUGGACUUCAUGGGAAAAUGUACCGACGAAUAAUGUAAACGAUUGGAAUUCUCAAAUUAAUUCGAACGAAGUUAGUACAACUCAAGGAACUACAACUACUACCAUGUCGCAAAAUUACAGACAAUGCUUGAACGUAUGUCCGCGUACUUUUGAGUAUAACCCCGUAUGCGGUACUGAUGGAGUUACGUAUACCAAUCGACAAACAUUGAACUGCGCCAGAUCUUGUGGACAGAAUGUUAGUUUACAAAGGGGCGGCACGUGUCAACCUCUCUAGAUUGGAUUAACAGAUAGUUCAUUAUUAUGAUGUGUAAUAAUAUUGCACAAUAUUUUUUUUACGACUGAUUACUCAAAUAAAUAGUUUUUCAAUGUGAACAA
This is a messenger RNA of Diorhabda carinulata, 605 nucleotides long. RefSeq lists its product as uncharacterized. Gene Ontology annotation, molecular function: protein binding; serine-type endopeptidase inhibitor activity. Lineage: Eukaryota; Metazoa; Arthropoda; Insecta; Coleoptera; Chrysomelidae. The record is from RefSeq and is a predicted model, not a curated record. The transcript has 4 exons. The coding region runs from base 145 to 504 and encodes 119 amino acids.